AUGGUCCUGAUGAGAGUGAUGCUGUCGGUGUCUCUCUGCCUGCUGCUGACGUCCAUCGCCUCGGGCUGUGGACCGGGCAGGGGGUACGGAAAGCGGAGGCACCCAAAGAAGCUGACACCGCUGGCUCUGAAACAAUUCAUCCCCAACGUGGCAGAGAAAACCCUGGGAGCCAGCGGCAAGUACGAAGGCAAGAUCACGCGCAACUCGGACAGGUUCAAGGACCUGACUCCCAACUACAACCCCGAUGUCAUUUUUAAGGAUGAGGAAAACACCAACGCAGACCGACUCAUGACACAAAGGUGUAAGGACAAACUGAACUCUUUGGCUAUUUCAGUCAUGAAUCAGUGGCCCGGGGUUAAACUUCGAGUCACAGAGGGCUGGGAUGAGGACGGCCAUCACUCUGAGGAGUCUUUGCACUAUGAGGGCAGAGCGGUGGACAUCACCACCUCAGACCGGGACAAGAGCAAGUAUGGCAUGCUGUCCAGGCUGGCUGUGGAGGCGGGCUUUGACUGGGUCUACUAUGAGUCCAAAGCCCACAUCCACUGCUCUGUGAAAGCAGAAAACUCUGUGGCAGCGAAGUCUGGAGGUUGCUUCCCUGGUUCGUCCAUCGUGAUCCUGGCAGACGGACGGACUAAACCACUGAAGGAGCUCCAGGUGGGAGACAAGGUGCUGACUGCUGACCAACAAGGAAAUGUUGUUCCUAGUGACUUUCUCAUGUUCAUGGACCAGGACCGACAGAUUAUCAGAGAGUUCCAUGUCCUGGAGACUGACGAGCCUCGUUGCAGACUGACACUGACUCCAGCUCACCUUGUCUUUGUUAUGAACAGCAACAGUACCAACAGCAGGGACAUUAAGGCCGUGUUUGCCAGUGAUGUAAAGCUAGGACAGCGGCUUCUUGUUGUUGGGAAAUACCAGCCCGACCGCCUCAUUCCUGCAAGAGUGACAAGAAUUCAUGUGGAGAAUUAUCGAGGGUCUUAUGCGCCUGUAACGUCUCAUGGAACCAUCAUAGUUGACUGGGUUUUGGCGUCUUGCUAUGCAGUGGUUGAAGAUCAUGACCUUGCACACUGGGUUUUUGUGCCAGUCCGACUGUGGUGCUCAUUCUUGUCGCUGGUUGGGAUGGUGAAAGAGCUCAGCAGUGUAUACCAAACAGAUGGAGUCCACUGGUACCCAGAGCUCCUCCACCAUGUGGGAAGUUGGAUUUUGGACAGUAGUUCUUUUCACCCACAAAGCUGAGAUUUAUAUAGCUUUGACAGACUGAACAUUCACAGCAAAUUUUUUCAUUAGCAUUUUUUUGGUCUCACCUAAGGCUGAACAUUAAAAAAUGCUUUUAAAGGUGAUAGAGAUCACUUUCUACACAUCCUCUUUGAGAGAGCGCACACACACCUGUUACUUUUUUUUUUU
This is a messenger RNA of Epinephelus fuscoguttatus (brown-marbled grouper), 1401 nucleotides long. RefSeq names its product sonic hedgehog signaling molecule b (gene shhb). Gene Ontology annotation, molecular function: calcium ion binding; patched binding. The transcript has 3 exons. The record is from RefSeq and is a predicted model, not a curated record. The coding region runs from base 1 to 1233 and encodes 410 amino acids. NCBI's taxonomy places the organism in Eukaryota, Metazoa, Chordata, Actinopteri, Perciformes, Serranidae. Gene Ontology annotation, biological process: smoothened signaling pathway; cell-cell signaling; intein-mediated protein splicing.